CUGUGACCCACCCUGGUGGCCUGCACGUGCACCUACUCCCUGCACGUGCACCGCCUGUAGGCGCUGACGCCGAGACACUGCCAGCCCAAGGAGAUGUUGUCGGAUGUCUGCCCGCAUCUCUGCUACCCUGCAGUAGAGCUUGGCCUGCAGAAGGAGCAAAGGAGACAGGAUUCAGGGAUCCCCCAGGCCAUGGAUACGCCCCGAGCAGCCAAGGGACAGUGUCCCUGGCGUCCAUGCCUCAUAGGGCUGUUGCUGCAGCUGCUGUUUGCUCUGUGCUUCUUCUCCUACAUCCGAGUAUCCCAUGACCAACCCGGCCCCCCAGCUCCUGAUAGCUCCACAGGACCAGCCUCCACCCCAACUACCCCUGUCCCCAGACCCUUCCUCAUCUUACUGUGGACAUGGCCCUUCCACAGCCCACUGACUCUGUACCCCUGUUCCAAGAUGCUCCCAGGCACCGCCGACUGCCAGAUGACUGUCAACCGGAGCUUGUACCCCCAAGCAGAUGCAGUCAUCUUCCACCACCGAGAAAUCAGCCCCAACCCCAGGUCACUGCUGCCAAGUCAGCCGAGGCCGCCAGGCCAGCGCUGGGUGUGGUUCAGCCUGGAGUCACCCAGCCACUGCAGCAGGCUGGCAGCCCUGGAUGGAUACUUCAACCUAACCAUGUCCUAUCGCAGCGACUCUGACAUCUUCACACCCUAUGGCUGGCUGGAGCCGUGGGCAGAGCCUCCAGUCCAAACCCAGGUCAACAUGUCUGCCAAGACUGACCUGGUGGCCUGGGCUGUGUCCAACUGGAACCCCAAGUCGGCUCGGGUGCUGUACUAUCAGAAGCUUCAGAGUCACCUCCAUGUGGACGUGUAUGGCCGAGGACAUAUGCCCCUUUCCCGAGGGGACAUGAUGGGGACGCUGGCCAGAUACAAGUUUUACCUGGCGUUUGAGAACUCACUUCACCCAGAUUACAUCACAGAGAAGCUGUGGAAGAAUGCUCUGGAGGCCUGGGCUGUGCCCGUGGUCCUGGGGCCCAGCAGGAAGAACUAUGAACGCUUCCUGCCCCCUGAUGCCUUCAUCCACGUGGAUGACUUUGAGAGCCCAGCAGACCUGGCUCAGUACCUGCAGAAGCUAGACAAGGACAGCCAGAGCUACCAGCGCUACUUCCGCUGGAGGGAGACGCUCAGGCCUCGCUUGUCUAGCAUGGCCCUUGCCUUCUGCCAGGCAUGCAGGCAGCUGCAGUGGGACCAGAGGUACCAGACGGUCCACAGUGUGGCCUCUUGGUUCCACUGAGGUGGCUGGCCAGAGUCCUGCAGGCAGUGUCCCACUCAAAAUUCAUCCUCUGUUGCCCCUGUGUUGUGCUCUAUCGUGCUGGGUAGUUUUAUUUCAAUUUGAUACAAACUAGAGUCAUGUGGGUUGAUGGAGCCACAAUUGAGAGAAUGGCACCACCAGAUUGACCUGCAGGGCAUUUUCUUAAUUAGUGAUUGAUGGUAAGGCCUCAGCUCACUGUGGGUGGUACCAUCCCUGGGCUGCUUGUCCUGGGUUCUAUAAGAAAGCAGGCUGAGCAAGCCAUGGGGAGCAAUUCAGUAAGUGGCCUCUGCCUCAGCUCCUGCCUCCAGGUUCCUGCCUGACUCUGUGAAUGAUGGAGUGUGACUGAGAAAUGUAAGCUGAAAUAAAACUAAAGUUACUUAGCCAUCAUGGCAUUUUAGCACA
Cricetulus griseus (Chinese hamster) is the source of this 1698-nucleotide messenger RNA. RefSeq names its product alpha (1,3) fucosyltransferase 6B (gene Fut6b). Lineage: Eukaryota; Metazoa; Chordata; Mammalia; Rodentia; Cricetidae. The record is from RefSeq and is marked provisional. Gene Ontology annotation, cellular component: membrane. Gene Ontology annotation, molecular function: alpha-(1->3)-fucosyltransferase activity.